AUGCCCAAAUGUUCGUUUAGCCCAUGCAAAAAUAAAACAUCUCGAUAUAAGAAGGCGGAUGGAGUGUCGUACUUUCGGUUUCCCCGAAACCCAACACAAUGUGCAAAAUGGGCAUCAAUCGUAAGCCACCAGAGGAAUGAAUCAUACAAACCAAAUAGAUCAAGUGUGGUUUGUUCAGAGCACUUUGCCAGCAAAGACUUGUAUAUUACUGAUAAGGGCAUAAAACGCAUACUAAAAACAGCUAUACCACAAAUUAAAGAAGGAAUUUGUGAUAAUGUUCCACCUAUUCAUUCAACCUCCAGCGAAAGGACUGUUAAUGAAUCACCAUUGUCUGAUGACCUUCUAGGUGAUAUGAUAUUAGAAGAACAGGCACAAGCUAUUGAAAAUAUGAUCCUUGAUAUGAAUGAUAUACCAAGUAAAACAGCCUCCAUGAGUCCACUACUGUUUGAAGAGUUUGAAGAAGAAUACAAUGAAAAUGAAUGCAAUGAUGAACUGGAACGCAUACCCAGUCCGGACAUAAUAGACCUUACGCUAGACCCCCUUGAUAGAAUUUAUUUCAGGGGAGAACUGGACAAGAGACGUAAAAGGAUGAUCGAGAUAGAAAAAGUGACUAAUGUCUCAAAAACAAAAGGUCUGAAAAAUUCAUCUAAAUCAAAGCCAUUGAAAAAGUUAAAGCAAGUUUUAAAGUCUAGAUUAUAUGCCUGGCCCAAGGUGCCUGAAAUUUACGAAGUUGAGACUGCUUUAUAA
Leptosia nina is the source of this 747-nucleotide messenger RNA. The record is from the annotation of a GenBank genome assembly. Lineage: Eukaryota; Metazoa; Arthropoda; Insecta; Lepidoptera; Pieridae.